Quercus lobata is the source of this 2370-nucleotide messenger RNA. Its product is annotated as pentatricopeptide repeat-containing protein At4g18840-like. The record is from RefSeq and is a predicted model, not a curated record. NCBI's taxonomy places the organism in Eukaryota, Viridiplantae, Streptophyta, Magnoliopsida, Fagales, Fagaceae. The transcript has a single exon. Gene Ontology annotation, molecular function: protein binding; RNA binding. Gene Ontology annotation, biological process: RNA modification. The coding region runs from base 42 to 1973 and encodes 643 amino acids.
UUACCCUCCCCCCCGCCAAAAAACACAGCAUUUGGGAAAGAAUGGGCGUUAGGUUCAAACCCAGAGGCCAUAUAUCUUCUUCACUCUCAAUUGACAACUUCCUUAAAUCCCACAAAAACCUCUCUAAAACCCCUCCAAAACUCUGGCUCGAUACCCAACACGACCCUACAGAGAUAGACUAUCAAGGUCUCCCCAUCUUGAAGCUUAGCCAUCCCAUCUUGCAAGCCUUGGAAUCAUGCUCUAGCGUUAGGCAUUUCAACCAAGUCCACACUCAGCUAAUUAUCUCUGCUCUCUUCCAACACUCACUCGUCGCGAGCCGAGUUGUGAAAAAGCUCUGCUCUUCUUCUCUCACUGUUUCGCAGGCUGUUUACGUAUUCGAUUGCCUUGAUGAGCCUGAUGCUUUUGUGUGUAACACUAUUAUAAGAAGCUAUGUGAAUUUUAACGACCCGUUUAGUGCUUUACGGUUUUACUAUGGAAGAAUGGUUGGGAAGUGGGUUUUGCCUAAUCAUUAUACUUUUCCGAUUUUGAUCAAGGUGUGCGCGGAGAUUGGGUCCUUGAGAGAAGGGGAAAAGGCUCAUGCUCGUGUGGUGCAAUUUGGGUUUGAGUCAGAUUUGUUUGUGCGGAACUCAUUGAUUCACAUGUACUCGGUUUGUGGGAGGAUUUGGGAUGCGUGGAUGGUGUUUGAUGCGGGGCCUGACUGGGACUUGGUGAGUUGGAAUGCGAUGAUUGAUGGGUAUGUGAAGAAUGGGGAAGUUGGUGUUGCGCGUGAGCUUUUUGAUGAGAUGUAUGAGAGAGAUGUUUUUAGUUGGAAUUCUAUGAUUUCGGGGUAUGUUGGGAUUGGGGAUAUGGAGGCAGCAAAAGGGUUGUUUGAGAGAAUGAAAAUUAGAGAUGUUGUCUCUUGGAAUUGUAUGAUUGAUGGGUAUGCUAGGAUUGGGAAUGUUUCGGUGGCUCGUGAUUAUUUUAAUCAGAUGCCUUUGCGAAAUGUGGUUUCUUGGAAUAUGAUGUUGGCACUUUAUGUGCGAAGUAAGAAUUACAGUGAAUGCUUGAGCUUGUUUGAUAGUAUGAUAGAAGAUGGAGAGGCUAAGCCAAAUGAGGCUACUCUUGUGAGUGUCCUUACUGCAUGUGCGAACUUGGGGAGUCUUGAGAGAGGCAAAUGGGUUCAUUCUUGUCUAAAAAAUAGUGGGAUCAAACGUGAUGUGUUACUUUCAACAGCUCUUUUGACAAUGUAUGCAAAAUGUGGGGAUAUGGAUUUGGCUAGAGAUGUUUUUGAUGAGAUGCCCAUCAGAAGUGUUGUGUCAUGGAAUUCUAUGAUCAUGGGAUAUGGUAUUCAUGGGAAUGCAGAAAAGGCCAUAGAAGUAUUUAUGGAGAUGGUGAAGAGAGGACCAAUGCCAAAUGAUGCUACUUUUGUCUGUGUCUUAUCUGCAUGUACCCAUGCAGGAAUGGUUUUGGAGGGUUGGUGGUGCUUUGAUUUAAUGUGUCGAGUUUACAAGAUUGAACCAAAGGUAGAACACUAUGGUUGCAUGGUUGAUCUCCUUGCCCGGGCUGGUUUGAUGAAAGAUUCAGAGGAGCUUAUAAGUAAGAUGCCAAUGGAGUCCGGAGCUGCCUUAUGGGGAGCUCUACUUUCUGCUUGUAGGACCCACUCAAAUUCAGAGCUAGGAGAGAUUGUAGCCAAGCGACUAAUUGAGUUGGAACCAAGGGAUAUUGGGCCCUAUGUGCUGUUAUCAAAUAUAUACGCUGCAGAAGGAAAAUGGAAUGAUGUAGAGCAUGUGAGAAAGCUGAUGAAGGAAAAGGGGUUACAAAAAGCAGCUGGGUCUAGCUUGGUUCAAUUUGGGGAGUUUAAUUCCGAAUCUUUUGUGGGAAAUGGUUUAGUCCAUAGGAAAAGCAUGGUGUACUCAAUGUUGAGUGAGAUGGGUGCUCAGAUGAAACUGUCUUGUGGAGAUUCUAAUAAUAUGGCAUCAAAAUUGGGAGCUUAACAAAGAUUAAAAGACAUUAAGAAGAAUUUAUGAUGGUUAAUUAUUGAAGUGGAUGUGUACAUUAUGAUUAAACUGCUGCAAAUGGAUCUACGUAGCAUGUCAAAGAAUGAUGACUCUAAAAAGAGGAGAUGCUGGGAAAGAACAAACGUACCAUAGGCCCUUCUAUUAAGCAAUUAUGGGAUUCAUACAGGGCAUUGCGGCUGAAUGAUUAUUAUCUACAGUUGGAUACUGUUGGUAAUAAGCACAUGGCAUUGUACAGUUAAAGAGGUUUAGUCCACAUUCAGAUUCAACUUUACUUCUGUAUCCAGCAUAAUCCUGCUAAGUAAUCAAUGGCAGUGUUGUAUUGCUUCGAUAUGUUGUAUUAAGCAUUAAUCUUGUAGAAUAAGUUUUGUUGAAA